GUGUUUCUUGGGUUAAGAAUUACUGUAAAGUAUAAAACAUGGAGACAAGCACAUCCGGCCAUGGGCUGGACAUCGAGCGCUUGAUAGCGGAAGUUAAGAAGCGGCCCGUUUUAUACGACAAAAAAUGCUCGACUUAUCGAAGAGCCAGCGUUACAGAACUGGCGUGGACCGGCAUUGCCGAAGCGGUAAAUAUGAAAGUUGAAUCUUGCAAAAAGCGCUGGAAAAGCUUGAGAGACAAUUUCAUCAAACACUACCGGAUGGAAAUGCAACCUAACCAACAGCAGUCACAAGCGGUUCGAAGAUUGUGGCCCUACUAUGAGAGGCUACUAUUCUUGCGAGACCACGUCGAGGUGUACCGUUUGAAGAUGAUGGACGGUAGCAAAUGGGAAAGCAGGCCCGCUUCACCGGACAUGACCGUCCAGAAGGUCGAAGAAGCGUCCAACGAAUCCAUCUACGACGAAUCUCAGCCAGAGUACUACGAAAUUGACGAAGAAAUGGCGAUGACGAUGGUUGAUUUGGACGAGCAGAAUGUUCAAGAACUGCAAUCCGAAGAGGCUUCUUCGGCGCCUCGCAAGCGACCCUCUACCAGAAAAACAAGUGAAACGUGUGGCUUCGAGGCGGAACAUCCACAACCGAUCGUCGAUCCGGACGAACGGUUCUUGCUGAGCUGUGCACCGGUGUUGCAGAGGUUAUCGAAAAAGAAGAAUGCCCUCGUACGGCUCAAGAUACAGCAACUACUGUACCAGGUGGAGUUCGAAAAUGAAGACACUGAGCAAGCGCCGGAAGUGGCCGUCAUCAAGAAGCGGGCUUAUAAUUAA
Molecule: messenger RNA, 818 nt
Organism: Anopheles bellator
Lineage: Eukaryota; Metazoa; Arthropoda; Insecta; Diptera; Culicidae
Exons: 3
Coding region: 39-818 (259 amino acids)
Biological process (GO): regulation of transcription by RNA polymerase II
Cellular component (GO): transcription regulator complex; nucleus
Molecular function (GO): DNA binding
Source: RefSeq, a predicted model, not a curated record